This is a messenger RNA of Gymnodraco acuticeps, 6236 nucleotides long. RefSeq names its product nuclear receptor subfamily 3, group C, member 1 (glucocorticoid receptor) (gene nr3c1). The record is from RefSeq and is a predicted model, not a curated record. Gene Ontology annotation, biological process: regulation of DNA-templated transcription; nuclear receptor-mediated glucocorticoid signaling pathway. NCBI's taxonomy places the organism in Eukaryota, Metazoa, Chordata, Actinopteri, Perciformes, Bathydraconidae. Gene Ontology annotation, molecular function: DNA-binding transcription factor activity; zinc ion binding; nuclear glucocorticoid receptor activity. Gene Ontology annotation, cellular component: nucleus.
AUGGAUAAAGGUGGAGUAAAGAUAACAUACAGAAGAGAUGACCAUUUAAGCAAGUUAGUCUACACUGAAAGCCCUGAGGAGGGAGGUCUAUUAAAAGUGGCUCCUCGCAGUGCCAUGUCCUUCACCUCACUCGUUCUUCCAUCCACCCCGUUGAUGCAGCCAGGUCAGGUGCCUAACGGCCUCAGCAACAGCCACCUAACAGAGCUCUCCUCCGCCUCCGUCACUGCCACUGUUGGCCCCUUAUUGGAAGACCCAGAGACCAGAGGCCUGAUCAAAAUCCAAAAGCUUCACCAGCAGCACUUUCUCCAGACACAGACUUCCACUACGUUCGGGCGUCAACACUUUAGGGAAAGUUUGCCCCAGUUGGAGGCCAGUACAGCAGAUAUUAACCAAUCCUGCAUGGAUUCACUUAUUGGAGGAUCAGAUCCCAAUUUCUUCCACACGAAAACAGAAGAUUUUUCAAUGGAUAAAGGUGAUCAGGAUCCCAUUGACCUUGAUCAUGCCUUUGAUCACAUUGGAAAAGAUGUUGAUGUGACCCAGAAAUUUUUCACAGACAACACUCUGGACCUGCUCCAAGACUUUGAGCUCACUGGGUCUCCCUCAGAUUUUUAUGUAGGGGAUGAUGCCUUCCUGUCCACUCUUGCAGCCGAUACUCUGCUUGGAGACGUUGGCUCAGAGAGAGACAUAAAGCCUGCCUUGGUUGAGAGCAUUAACAGCAGUGGGGCAGUCUCAGUUUCUCUCAAUGGCAGCAAUAUGACAAGUCCAGGUCAGUCCAGCCCAAGCAUAUCCACAACGUCCUCCUUAACCCCUACAGCCACUUUGUCUGCAAAGGUAAAGAAAGAAAAAGAUGCUGGCUUCAUUCAGCUCUGCACCCAAGGCGGAAUCAAACAGGAAAAGACGUCUGCAGGCCAGAGUUAUUGCCAAAUCAGUGGCGCGGCCUCCACAACGUCCAUGUCCACAUCUAACACCAUCUCCAUCUGUGGGGUGAGCACUUCAAGUGGACCAAGCUACCACUUUGGAACCACCUCCAGCAGCAAUGGAGCUCAGCAGCAGAAGGAUCAGAAGCCGGUGUCCAGUCUGUUUCUCCCAGUGACGACCAUCGGCGGGGCCUGGAGCCGAAUCCAGAAUAUCGUGGACAACUCCGCCAUGCUCAGGGCCAGUGAGGCAUUCUCCAGCUCCUCCUCUUACCCCAUCAGCUUUUCCAGUUCUACCUCCAGACAGGAAAUUGUCCCUGCACAGUCCUCGACAAAAAGUGGGACUCAUAAGAUCUGCCUGGUGUGCUCUGACGAGGCCUCAGGCUGCCACUACGGUGUCCUCACCUGUGGCAGCUGCAAGGUGUUCUUCAAGAGAGCAGUGGAAGGGCAGCAUAAUUACCUGUGUGCUGGGAGGAACGACUGCAUCAUCGACAAGAUCAGGAGGAAGAACUGCCCCGCCUGCCGCUUCCGCAAGUGUCUGAUGGCUGGCAUGAACCUGGAAGCGCGAAAAACCAAGAAGCUGAACCGCUUAAAGGGCGCCCAGCCGAGCAACGCUCCCGAGCUCAAUCCCUCUCCUCCAAUCGAGACUCGUUCCCUCUUACCCGUGAAGUCCAUGCCUCAACUUGUCCCCACCAUGCUGUCCCUGCUGAAGGCCAUCGAGCCGGACACCAUCUUCGCCGGCUACGACAGCACCCUGCCCGACACCUCCACCCGCCUCAUGACCACCCUCAACAGGCUGGGGGGCCGGCAGGUCAUCUCUGCCGUCAAGUGGGCCAAGGCUCUGCCAGGCUUCAGGAACCUGCACCUGGACGACCAGAUGACUCUUCUUCAGUGCUCCUGGCUCUUCCUCAUGUCCUUCGGCCUGGGCUGGAGAUCCUACCAGCAGUGCAACGGCAACAUGCUGUGCUUCGCCCCAGACCUCGUCAUCAACGAGGACCGGAUGAAGCUGCCUUACAUGGCCGACCAGUGCGAGCAGAUGCUGAAGAUCUCCAGCGAGUUCGUCCGCCUGCAGGUUUCCCACGACGAGUAUUUGUGCAUGAAGGUGCUGCUGCUGCUCAGCACAGUGCCAAAGGACGGCUUGAAGAGCCAGGCGGUGUUCGACGAUAUUCGGAUGUCGUACAUUAAGGAGCUGGGGAAAGCCAUCGUGAAGCGCGAGGAGAACUCCAGCCAGAACUGGCAGCGGUUCUACCAGCUCACCAAGCUGCUGGACUCCAUGCACGAGAUGGUGGGUGGGCUGCUGAGCUUCUGCUUCUACACCUUUGUGAAUAAAUCCCUGAGCGUGGAGUUCCCGGAGAUGCUCGCCGAGAUCAUCAGCAACCAGCUACCAAAAUUCAAGGCCGGGAGCGUCAAACCUCUCCUCUUCCAUCAGAGAUGAUGGAAGAGGAGAUGCCCCGUGACGGACACAAUGCCUUAAACCCCCCCCCCCCCUUCCACAUCACCUCCUCACCGAUCCCAACCCCCCACCCCGAAGAGCGACGAUGUACGGACCGAGGAUCCAAGGCGAGGAGUGAAUGAUGUCUGUGGGAGGGAGUAUGCAACUUUGUGUAGAGAGAGUAGAAACCAGAGGUGUGUUUAGAGAAAAACAAGUAGGAAUGUGAGGAGAUUAUCACAAAGAGAUAAAGGGUUACAUCCAUGUCGUCUCAGGUUUCAUACCGUCAAACAGAACCAUAGCGACGAUAGAUCAAAUAUCUAUGUACAGGUUCUGAUAGUAUUUUCUACAUUUUCAAAUUGUAACAGUUUAUACAAUUUUCCAGAUCGUUGUGACCUGGGAAGGGGCAAAGCUUAAUUUACAACAUGCUCUUACGUAGGCUUUUAGACUGUGAGCUCCUCUUUAAGUUGUUAGAGGAGUCAAUGUUUAUCAGUCAUGGGGAGAAACUCUGAAAAGCAUUGCUUUUAUUGAUACCUUGGACAUAAGAAACAAUCUGUUGGAUUGUUGUUAGACGAUUCCUCCCACAGGCCGACCUCCUCCAGGUUUACACACGUCUUUACAAAAGGGAAAUAAUAUGUGCCUUUUUGCUUCAUAUAUCAUCCUAGCCAUGUCCUCUUCCUGCUCAGCCCAACAUGGUAACCCUUCAUCGUAUGCUGAUUGUACUUUUUAUGUUACAUACCGUUUCCUUUUUUAUUAAACGGCUGUGUUUAUCUUAAGAAGUGGCUGCUUGGCCCAUCCUCCAUGUGUAGAAAUGAUCCUUAUCUUUAAGAAAUAAUAUUCUAAGCCUGCUUCCUUCUGCCGCACACUCAACUCCUUAACUGUGUUUUGAGCACUUUGCACCCAGCUUAAGGCUUUAAAAGACUGUGAAGAAAGACUGUUCUGCUGAAUCAGUCUUUACUAUAUAACUUUAGAUGGAAGUUAUACAACUUUUUCUAUAGGAAAUAGCCGGCUUUCAUAUUUAUGUUAGCCCCCCCUCGUGCCCCAGAAGUCUAAUUAUGGAAUGUGUUAGAUACUUGCGUCUAUCAAUCAGAGAAGAGAGGGCGUGUUUUAUUGUGUUUGCAAGAUUAUGUCAUUUUUUAUUAAUCGGCAAACUAAUUUCUGUGGUUCUAAUGUUGCUUAAACUGGUUGGGAAAUAGCCGUCGUUCAUUUUUAAACGUCUUUUUAUAGUUUAUUUUAAACUGACCAACCUGCAGUCAUAUUUCUGCCACUGAUGAUCCUUCUGCGACAGUAUAUCCACGCUUGCAAUGAGCAUCUGACUUUGGAUAUUUCAUUAUUAAAAGCCUUAGCAUUGUUGCUUUGCUAUUUUGUGAAAGGAAUAGUUUGACAUUAGUUGAAAAGCAUUCAUUUGAUUUAUUGUAGAGGAGAUUAAUGCCGUAAAUAUGUUGCUGGAGUCAGACACCAGUUAGCUUAGCAUAAAGACUGGAAGUGAAUAAACCGCUGGCCUGGCUCGGUCUAAGGAAGAUGGUCGGACACUUAACCAUCCAUCCAUCUUCUCCCGCUUAUCCGUGGUCGGGUCACGGGGGUAGCAGUUCCAGCAGAGAGUCCCAAACUUUAUUUUCCCUGGUGACAUCAACCAGCUCUGACUGGGGGAUCCCAAGGCGCUCCCAGGCCAGCGAAGAGAUAUAAUCCCUCCACCUGGUCCCAGUUGUUAUGCUAAGCUAAAUAGCUCCUGGCUGUAACGUCAUAUUAAACGGUCAGUUGUACCUGCGAUAAAGUUAAAAAGAACAAAUGCUGAACUAUUCCUUUAAACUGGCUUGUGUACCAGGCCGCUUUAUGGAUCAGGCGUUGGCAGAUUCAUCACCCUGUGAACCUCCUUGACCUUUGACCCCUCCUGUUUAAGCCUUCUGCUCUUCUAACGCCCAGUAGGCACCUUGUGUUAAUGUCUGUGCGUCUACAUGUUUACCUGUCUGUCUGUUAGCCAGUGGAGCCCCCAUGUUUGAAAGCACUAAGCCUCAGUCACCUCAUAGAGUCGUGUCCCAGUGAAAGUGUAGCGUCACUGACCGGGAGGCUGGCAGGAUCGAUCCUUUGUAUUCUCUGGGAACUUUUUCAGUGCCAAACUCCUGUUUUGUCUGUCUUUAAGUGAUGCUGGAAGUUGGUCAGUGUUUGCAUCGAAAGCAGGAAACGAGUCCCAGUAUUGAAGCUUAUACUUAAGUUUGAAAUGUAUGAGCUUCUGCGAUUGAGGUCGUCAUUAAUGAGCGAUUACUUUUUGUUUGUUACACAAGGCACUCAGAUGUGUUUUGCAAUCACACAGAAUACCGUAGGUCUGUCAUUAUCUCUUUCUUUGUGUGUUGUGGGAGUUUUAACCCAUUUUAAUCAGAUCAGUUUGUCAUGUUGUGUGUUUUUAAAGCACAGAAAUAAUCCAGGUUUUGACAUGAAUGUUGACCCUAAAGGGGAUUUAUUUGAAUUAUAAACAAAAUGCUCUUGAUGGAUUAAAGAUGAUGCCCUGCCAGUUUAAAAUAAUUGGAUAAAUAGGUAAGUUGAGUGACUACAGAGUGCUCAUUUAAGAAUGGAAAAUGUCAAAUAGUUGUUGCUGUUGCUAGAGUUUUUGCUGUUGCUGGAUUAUCCCAACAACAAACAAGAAAGCAGUCAUUAUAAAUGUUGAACCGCUUCCCAUGCUCAGGUUGUUGAAAUGAUUCACACAGUGCGUGGUUGUUUUAUUUCCUGACUUUACGAACCAAAAAGAGUCUGUCUGCAUCCCAAAAUGUUUCUGCUUCUGUGAUUUAGGGUGUGUUUUUGUUGUUGUCAGGAUUACAAACGUUUUAAGAAGGUGCUGCCACUGUCUCUUUCAUACUUCGCCUCAGAAAAAUAUACUAGUUAUUUUUCUUUCAGAUGUUUAUUCAAAACCAUGUUCAUUAACUGCAUAGUGAUUACUCAUGGGUUACUUUCACAUUCAGUGAAUCCAAAACUCUGCUGCUGCUCAUUUUAACAGGAUUAUAUAUACUGAUGUAUAUCGCACACUUGCCUCAUAGCUCAAAAAUGUAUUCUUAUUUACUUUUUAGUACAUUGUUGAGGAGGACAACUGAAUAUGCAAUAGAAAUGACAGCUCAUCUGUCAUGGUCACAUUACAAAAUAUGGUCACUUCCUCUUUUUUUCCAGUAUAAGCUAUUUGCAUACAGGAGAUUCACAUUUAACAAUAUCUCUGCAGGUCAGACUUUCAGGAAAUAAUACACUUUGUCAAUAAUAAGUCUACACGGACUGAACACAAAGCCUAUUUUUUGUUUGACUACAAGGUGACCAAAGCAAACACAGACAAAUUCAACACGUGUCGGUUUAAACUAUGUAGCUACUAGAAAACAAAUGUACAGUUCGUUGUUUGUUUUUUUUAAACACACAUCUUUUUACUCUUACGUGACAGCUUUGGUCAAAUUGUGUAAUACUGUGAAUAGGAUAGGAUUCAGUCUUUUCACACAAACUGUUUGUGAAAGUAAUCAACCAGCGUGAAUCUAAAAAAAGAAAUUUGCACUACCCAAAUAUUGUUUGAAAAUCUAUUUUGUAUAAAGCAUAUGCAGACAUUUCUGAAAUAUCAAGGGCCGAACAUGUUUCACUGGUAUGUGCUUUCUCUAAAAAUAAACUUUGUUCUGCUUAAAAAUUUGAAUAUGUACAUAUAAUCCAUUGUAAAGAAAACGUGGUGUAUUUGUCUCCAAAUAAUAGUUUUUCUAUACCAACCCCUCUGUAUUAUUUCUCCUGUAGUGUGUCUCCUGUUGAUCUUGUCCUCCAUUGAUUAAAGGUCAAACUGUACGUCUGUGUCUGUGUGUACAUGCCUAUACAUCCACUUUUCAUACUUUUGUUGCUACAGUACGCACUUGUUCAUCAAAUAAAUACACUUUUGACAA